CAGCUCAGAAAUACUUUCAGUUUAUGAAGAGACACUGAGUUCAAACACAGAGGACUGUUUUCACUGCAGAAUCCAGAAGUAUAAAGGGAUAAUACACACUUUGCUGGCUGCACACAACCAAGAGGAAUGAGUUCACUUGCCACAGAAAUCUUUGUACAGGGGUCGGUGUCGGCAGUGUUCAGCUGUGUGUGAAUGAAGAAGAGUAAAUGAUGGAUCUUCAGAACUCCAGCAGUGAAGGAGAACCUCCUGUUCUAAAGGAGAAGAGAGCAGCAUCUCCAGCCCCCAGUGGAGUGUCUAUGAAGAGUGACGGGUCCAUGGGGGACCCUAUAAACUUCAGGAGUGGAGGAGGAAGCUCUGGGUCUCGAACUGAAACCCAGAGAGGAGCUUCUCCAGAGCCCAGCUGUGUUUCUAUGAAGACUGACCGGUCCAUGGGGGAACCUCAUGGUCUCAGCAGUGAAGAUAUGACCUCUGACCCACAUAGGAAGAAAAUGAACAAUUACAGGGAAAACCUGGACAACAUAUUUAAGGAGCUGCAGCAGAAGUUUAUCUCUCUGGUGAAGAACGAGCUGAACACAUUCCAGAAGCUCCUGAGUCCAGAUUACCCAGCAUGCUCUGAGAGAGAGGUGGAGGAUGGUCAGAAAGAGGGGGUGCUGAACAUCACACUGCACAUCCUGAGGAACAUGAAGCAGACAGACCUCGCUAACACACUAGAGAGCAAAUUAGCCCCAGCAUGCCAACGAAAGCUCAAAUCCAAGCUGAGGGAUAAAUAUCAGAGAAUUAAUGAAGGAAUUUCAGGCCAUGGAAACUCAGUACUUCUAAAUGAGAUUUACACAGAGCUCUACAUCACAGAGGUAGAUGGAGGAAAUGUGAAUCAGGAACAUGAGGUAAAACAGAUUGAAGCUGCAUCCAGGAAAAGGCAAACACAGGAAAGACCAAUCAAUUGCAACGACAUCUUCAAAACCUUACCAGAACAGAACCGGCCCAUCAGAAUUGUACUGACUAAAGGAGUUGCUGGAAUUGGAAAAACAGUCUCAGUGCAGAAGUUCAUUCUGGACUGGGCUGAAGGAAAAGUAAAUCAGGAUGUUCUCUUCAUAUUUCCACUUCCUUUUAGAGAACUGAAUCUGAUGAAGGAGAAGAAGCUCAGUCUGGUGAAUCUUCUUCAGAGAUUCUUCCCAGAAACACAAGAUUUAAAAAAAAGACAUUAUAAGAGCUACAAGAUCAUGUUCAUCUUGGAUGGUCUGGACGAGUGUCGACUGCCUCUGAAUUUCCAGAACAAUGAGAACUUGGUGGAUAUAGAAGAACCAACCUCAGUGGAUGUUCUGCUGACGAACCUCAUCAAGGGGAAUCUGCUUCCCUUUGCUCUCCUCUGGAUCACCUCUCGACCAGCGGCAGUCAGUCAGAUUCCUCCUGAGUGUGUUGACCAGGUAACAGAAGUGCGGGGUUUCAGUGACCCUCAGAAGCAGGAGUACUUCAGGAAGAGGAUCAGGAAUCAUGAUCUGGCCAACAAAGUCUUUACACACAUCAGGUCUUCAAGAAGUCUUCACAUCAUGUGCCACAUACCAGUCUUCUGCUGGAUUACAGCCACUGUUCUAGAGAGAAUGCUGAGUGAAGCUGAGAGUGGAGAAAUUCCCAAAACCCUGACGCAGAUGUUCACACACUUCCUGAUCUUUCAGAUCAAACACAAGAGCCAGAAGUACAGUGGGAAAAGUGACCCUGAUCCUCAGCAAACUAGAGAAAGUAUUCUGGCUCUGGGGAAACUGGCAUUCCAGCAGCUGGAGAAAGGAAACCUGAUCUUCUAUGAGGAAGAUUUAAGAGAGAGUGGCAUCAAUAUUAGAGAAGUAUCAGUGUACUCAGGAGUGUGCACCCAGAUCUUCAGGGAGGAACAUGAGCUGCACCUGGGGAAGGUCUUCAGUUUUGUACAUCUGAGUGUUCAGGAGUUCCUCGCUGCUUUAUAUGCAUUUCUCUGCUCCAUUGACCGAAAAGUUCUGUAUCACCAAAACACUGAACAGCAAACCAGUGAUCUCUCCCAGCUUUACAGCAGAUCAGCAAAGAUUAACUUGCUGAACAAAAAGGCUCUGAAACAGCAAAGUGAUGAACAGCCAAACACUGAACAGCAAAACAAUAAACACCAGUCCACUGAGAUAUCUAAACUCUUCAGCAGGUCAACCAUGUCUGACUUCCUUAACAAAGCUGUGGACAGAGCCUUACAGAGUGAGAACGGACACCUUGACCUGUUCCUUCGCUUCCUUCUGGGUCUCUCACUGGAGUCAAAUCAGGCUCUCUUACGAAGCAUACUGACCCUGACAGAGAGGAUCUCUCACAACCGUGAGGAAACAGUCAAAUACAUCAAGAAGAAGAUUGAGGAGAACUCUUCUCCAGAAAAAUCCAUCAAUCUUUUCCAUUGUUUGAAUGAACUGAAUUAUCACUCACUAGUGCAGGAAGUGCAGAAAUACCUGAGUGGAGGUGGUGACCGUCGUCUUCAUCAGGACAGACUCUCUCCUGCUCAGUGGUCAGCUUUGGCAUUUGUGUUGGUAAACUCAGAAGAAGAGCUGGAUGAGUUUGACCUCAGCAAAUAUGAGCCAUCAGAGGAGUGUUUUCUGAGGCUGCUGCCAGUAGUCAAAAUAUCCAGAGGAGCUAUUCUAGCUUCAUGUAAUCUUGGAGUAAAGACAUGUGAAUCUCUGGGAUCAGUUUUAAAGCUGGAAAACUCCUCCCUAAAAGAGCUGGACCUCAGUAAUAAUGACCUACAGGAUUCAGGAAUGGAGCUGCUCUCUGCUGGACUGAAGAGUUCACACUGUAAACUGCAGAUUCUCAGACUAGCUUCAUGUAAUCUUGGAGUAAAGACAUGUGAAUCUCUGGGAUCAGUUUUAAAGCUGGAAAACUCCUCCCUGAAAGAGCUGGAUCUCAGUAAUAAUGACCUGCAGGAUUCAGGAAUGGAGCUGCUCUCUGCUGGACUGAAUAGUUCACACUGUAAACUGCAGAUUCUCAGAGUAGCUUUAUGUAAUCUUGGAGGAAAGAUAUGUGAAUCUCUGGGAUCAGUUUUAAAGCUGGAAAACUCCUCCCUGAAAGAGCUGGAUCUUAGUAAUAAUGACCUGCAGGAUUCAGGAAUGGAGCUGCUCUCUGCUGGACUGAAGAGUUCACACUGUAAACUGCAGAUUCUCAGUUCAUCUGGGUGUAUGAUCACAGAGAAUGGUUGUCAUUCUCUGGCUUCAGCUCUGAGUUCAAACCCUUCCUACAUGAAAGCACUGGAUCUAACCUACAAUAACCCAGGAGAGUCAGGAAUUAAUGUACUAAAGGAUCCACACUGUAAACUGGAGACACUCAGAGCGGAAUAUGGAGGGAAGAUCAGAAUCAAACCUGGAUUUAAAAAAUACGGCUGUGAUUUCGCACUGGAUCCAAACACAGCACACCCUCGUCUUUCUCUGAGUGAGCAGAACAGGACGGUGGAGUGGAGAGAGGAUCAGCAGUGGUAUCCUGAUCAUCCAGAGAGGUUUAAUUGGUGUUGGCAGGUUCUGAGUAAAGAGAGAGUUACUGGGCGCUGUUACUGGGAGGCUGAGUGGAACGGAAAAGCUGCUGUAUCUCUAAGUAAUAAGACCAUCAGCAGGAAAGGAGACGGACCAGACUGUUGGUUUGGACGGAAUAUAAACUCCUGGAGUCUGAGCUGCUCUGAUAAGAGAUACUCCGUUUCUCACAAUAAUAAGAGAACUGUUCUCUCCACUCCUCCCUCCGGCUGUAGGAGAGUAGGAGUGUAUGUGGACUGUCCUGCCGGCAUUCUGUCCUUUUACAGAGUCUCCUCUGAUACACCCUCACACACUCUCACACACUUACACACAUUCUACACCACCUUCACUCAGCCUCUUUAUGCAGGAAUUUGGGUUGGUUAUGGCUCCUCAAUGACUCUGUGUAAAAUAGAAUAACCCUGUGUGUAACAGAAAGUAUGUGUAUGUGUGUGUGUGUGUGUGUGUUUGAAUAUGUGUAUAAAUAUAAGCAUGUACAAACCGGAUUACAAAAAAGUUGUGACACUAAACAGUAACAUUAAACUGAGAGAAUGUAUCAAUUUAACGGAAAAAUAUUUUGUUUCAAAAUUUCAUGGCAUCAACAAAUCCCAAAAAAGUUGGGACAAGGCCAUUUUCACCACUGUGUGGCACCCCCCUUUCUUCUUAUAGGUGAAAGAUGUGGACUGCAGGCUGGCCAUUUCAGUACCCGGAUCCUGCUCCUACAUAGCCAUGAUGUUGUGAUUGCUGCAGAAUGUGGUCUGGCAUUAUCUUGUUGAAAAAUGCAGGGUCUUCCCUGAAAGAAAUGAAGUCUAGAUGGGAGCAUUUGUUGUUCUAGAACCUGAACAUAGUUCUCUACAUUAAUGGUGCCUUUCCAGACAUGCAAGCUGCCCAAGCCACAAGCACUCAUGCAACCCCAUACCAUCAGUGAUGCAGGCUUCUGAACGGAGCGUUGAUAACAACUUGGGUUAUCCUUGUCCUCUCUGGUCCGGAUGACAUGGCGUCCCAGUUUUCCAUAAAGAACUUCAAAUCGUGACUCAUCUGACCACAGAACAAUCUUCUAUUUUGCCACACUCCAUUUUAAAUGACCUCUGGCCCAGUGCAAAUGUCUGAGCUUGUGGAGCUUGCUUAGAAAUGGCUUCCUCUUUGCACUGUAGAGUUUCAGCUGGCAACAGCAGAUGUCACGGUGGAUUGUGUUCACUGAUGAUGCUUUCUGGAAGUUUUCCUGAGCCCAUUCUGUUAUUUCCUUGAGAGUGGCAUUCCUGUUUGAGGUGCAGUGACGUUUAAGGGCCUGGAGAUCACGAGCAUCCAGUAGAGUUUUAUGGCCUUGACCCUUACGCACAGCGAUUGUUUCAGAUUCUCUGAAUCUUUUAAUGAUGUUAGUCACGGUUGAUGAAGAUAACUUAAAAGUCUUUGCUAUUUUACGCUGGGUAACACCAUUCUGGUAUUGCUGCACAAUCUUUCUGCGCAACAAUGUUGCAAUUGGUGACCCUCUUACCACCUUGGCGUCUGAGAGACAUUGAGACUCUAAGACGCUCCUUUUAUAAUCAUGUUGUCAAUUGUCCUAUUAGUGUUAAUUGGUCUUCCAGCUGUUCGUUAUAUGCUAAAUUUCAUUUUUCCAGCCUUAUUGCUACUUGUCCCAAUGUUUUUGGGAUUUGUUGACACUGAAAUUUUGAUUCAACAUGUUGUUCCUUUAAAAUGUUACAUUUACUCAGAUUAAACUUUUGAUCUGUCAUUUAUGUUCUAUUACGAAUAAAGUAUAGACCAUUGCCAUCUCCACAUCAUUGCAUUCAGUUUUUGUUCACAAUUUGUUUAGUGUCCCAACUUUUUGGAAUCCGGUUUGUAAGUAUAUAUUUAUACAGUACAGACCAAAAGUUUGGACACACCUUCUCAUUCAAUGCGUUUUCUUUAUUCUCAUGAAUACUUACAUUAGAUUCUAAAAAAGGUGAAAUAACUGAAAACAUUAGUUUCUUCUAGUUUCUUCAACAUAGCCACCCUUUCCUCUGAUUACUGCUUUGCACACUCUUGGCAUUCUCUCAUUGAGCUUCAAGAGGUAGUCACCUGAAAUGGUUUUCAGGUGUGCCUUGUCAGGGUUAAUUAGUGGAAUUUCUUGCUUUAUCAAUGGGGUUGGGACCAUCAGUUGUGUUGUGCAGAAGUCAGGUUGCUGGUGACAUUGUUGGGGAUUUAUUCAAAACUGAAGGCACACUGAACCAGAAUGGCUACCACAGCAUCCUGCAGCAACAUGCCAUCCCAUUUGGUUUGCAUUUAGUUGGACAAUCAUUUAUGUUUCAACAGGACAAUGACCCGAAACACACCUCCAGGCUGUGUUAGGGCUAUUUGACCAAGAAGGAGAGUGAUGGAGUGAUGGCGUGACCUGGCCUCCACACUCACCAGACCUGAACCCAAUCCACAUGGUUUGGGGUGAGCUGGACCGCAGAGUGCAAAACACCUCUGGGAACUCCUUCAAGGCUAUUGGAAAACCAUUUCAGGUGGCCACCUCGUGAA
This is a messenger RNA of Astyanax mexicanus (Mexican tetra), 5996 nucleotides long. RefSeq names its product NACHT, LRR and PYD domains-containing protein 12-like. Gene Ontology annotation, molecular function: protein binding. The coding region runs from base 207 to 3914 and encodes 1235 amino acids. The transcript is spliced from 14 exons. NCBI's taxonomy places the organism in Eukaryota, Metazoa, Chordata, Actinopteri, Characiformes, Acestrorhamphidae. The record is from RefSeq and is a predicted model, not a curated record.